UUUAAGGAUAUUUUGUGAAUUCGCACGAGAAGGUAACCGGGCAAACCACCCUGACCAUUUCUUCGAGUUCCAGGAUCAUACGAAGGCACUGAUCGGAGCAGUCCUGUUCUCUCCCUCAGUCUCAGGUGUGGAAACUGUUUGAUGAAAUGCCUGACCGAAAACAAGAGUUGAAGAUUCGUGAAUUGGGAGUUACUCUAGCUUGUUUUGAUUGAUAUCCCUUUUAGGUUUUGUGUUAGUUUCUGUACAAGCUGAAGCAGGAGGGUAGCCUAGAUGGAGAGGGAAGAGGAUGCAGUAAAGAAGGCUCAGGUGGUUGAAGCCCGGGCGAGAAACAUUAGUCACAAUGUCCGGUGCACUGAGUGCGGCAGUCAGUCCAUUGAAGACUCCCAAGCCGAUAUUGCAAUUCUUCUCCGGAAGGAACAGGAGGCAUCAACCCUUAUGUUGCACUCUUAUUCGUGUGUCGUGUUCUUGCAUAAUUUAUUUCCAGGGCAGUGGAUUAUUAUUCUGGGACCAAUAGACAUUUCAUUAAUUUUCAUCCCACUUGCAGUUAGGAAUAAGUUAAUUCGUGAUGAAAUUCGGUCUGGGAAAACUGAUAAAGAGGUCUACAAAAAGCUUGAGGAUGAUUUUGGGGAAACGGUGCUUUAUGCGCCAAAGUUUGAUUUGCAGACUGCUGCUUUGUGGCUAUCUCCGCUUCUUGUUGCUGGUGCAGCUGGAGGAAUAUGGGCUUACAACAAGCACAGGCAAAAGACUAAUGUACACAUCAUGGCUUUGAACCUUGUCAGAGGUGUUCCACUGACUCCAAAAGAGAAGGAAACCAUGCUCAAUCUCCUUACUCCUCCUGCAACUAGAACUAAUGCUUCAUCUUGGUGGAGGAAGUGGCUUGGUCAUGAAUAAAGUCAGUCCCCGACUGCUUUUACCUAAUUAUCUUUGACUCUGGUAGGAAUUAGGAAAUCCAGGAGUAAAUUAGAGGGAAAAUUAGCCGGCUGUAGUGGUUUGUCAUCUCUGCAAUUGGGAUUUGGUCCUAUAAUAAAGAAGUUUAAAGUUUCAUGUAAUUUUGUACGUAUGUGUUCAAAUUUAUGCUUAAAGACCAAAUAUGAAUGUGUCA
This is a messenger RNA of Diospyros lotus (date-plum), 1102 nucleotides long. Its product is annotated as cytochrome c-type biogenesis CcmH-like mitochondrial protein. Bases 271 to 891 code for a protein of 206 amino acids. The transcript has 5 exons. The record is from RefSeq and is a predicted model, not a curated record. Lineage: Eukaryota; Viridiplantae; Streptophyta; Magnoliopsida; Ericales; Ebenaceae.